Messenger RNA from Osmerus eperlanus (European smelt), 1401 nucleotides. Its product is annotated as proteasome subunit alpha type-7. Gene Ontology annotation, cellular component: nucleus; proteasome core complex; proteasome core complex, alpha-subunit complex. The record is from RefSeq and is a predicted model, not a curated record. NCBI's taxonomy places the organism in Eukaryota, Metazoa, Chordata, Actinopteri, Osmeriformes, Osmeridae. Gene Ontology annotation, biological process: ubiquitin-dependent protein catabolic process; proteasomal protein catabolic process. The transcript has 8 exons. Bases 80 to 835 code for a protein of 251 amino acids.
UUCAAUCAUCUAGUAAUCAACCGGAUACUUUUCGGGAGUAACAGAUUCUUGUAGACUUUUACUGGUUUCACUUAACACAAUGUCAGCAAGAUACGACAGAGCGAUCACUGUGUUUUCUCCAGAUGGCCACCUCUUUCAGGUGGAAUAUGCUCAAGAGGCUGUAAAGAAAGGCUCCACAGCAGUGGGCAUCCGAGGUAAAGACAUUGUUGUCCUUGGUGUUGAGAAGAAAUCUGUAGCCAAACUGCAGGAGGAGAGAACUGUCCGCAAGAUAUGUGCUCUUGACGAACACGUCUGCAUGGCGUUUGCAGGCCUCACUGCAGACGCCCGUAUUGUCAUCAACAGAGCUCGGGUAGAGUGUCAGAGUCACAGGCUCACUGUUGAGGAUCCCGUCACUGUGGAGUACAUAACGCGCCACAUAGCCACCCUCAAACAGCGAUACACCCAGAGUAACGGACGCAGACCGUUCGGCAUCUCCGCCCUGAUUGUGGGCUUCGACUACGACGGGACCCCCAGACUCUAUCAGACAGACCCCUCAGGCACCUACCAUGCUUGGAAGGCAAAUGCCAUUGGCCGCAGCGCAAAGACGGUGAGAGAGUUCCUGGAGAAGAACUACACAGACGAAGCCAUAGCUGGUGACAACGAGGCGAUAAAGCUGGCCAUCAGAGCCCUGCUCGAGGUGGUCCAAUCAGGAGGGAAAAACAUUGAACUUGCAGUGAUCAGAAGAAACCAACCACUGAAGAUUUUGGAGUCCAAAGAGAUUGAGACUCUGGUGGCAGAAAUAGAGAAAGAAAAGGAAGAAGAAGCGGAGAAGAAGAAACAGAAAAAAUCCACUUAAAUGUUGUCAGUCAAACCCUGGUUUCAUUCAGUCAAACCCUGGUUUCAUUCAGUCAAACCCUGGUUUCAUUCAGUCAAACCCCUGGUUUCAUUCAGUCAAACCCCUGGUUUCAUUCAGUCAAACCCCUGGUUUCAUUCAGUCAAACCCCUGGUUUCAUUCAGUCAAACCCCUGGUUUCAUUCAGUCAAACCCCUGGUUUUAUUUCCCAAUUCGAUUGAGGCUGCAUUUUGCUCACUGUUCUUUUCAUGGACACUUACAACAAACACUUAACCCUUUUUUAUGUUUGACAUGGUUUUCACAAAUUUCAUUUUUGUGAAUAAAACAAAAAUGCAGAAUUUCAAGUUGGGGUUCAGCUACAAAGUAUGUUCAACAUCUGUCAUCUAAGGUCAUGUUUUGUAACUACUUUAAUGCUAAUGGAUCAGAAGGUUUAAUGGGUCAACACCUAAUAAACUCCAAUUGUUUAUCAAUCAUCUUUGUUAUUUAAGUGUAAAUUCCACAAGUAAUUCCAAAUUGUACGUAAUGUUCAUGGUGUACAGAAAAGCAGGUCAUUACAACUAGUACAGUGCC